This is a messenger RNA of Rotaria sordida, 1947 nucleotides long. Lineage: Eukaryota; Metazoa; Rotifera; Eurotatoria; Philodinida; Philodinidae. The record is from the annotation of a GenBank genome assembly.
AUGGCACCAUUUACAUUUACACUCUUUGCACCCUAUAAUAAACAAGCAGCAAUACGGCUAAAAAAUGCUAGUGUACGAAUGUUUGGGGCUGAUAUUCUUAUGGAAAAAGACGAGUCAGAUGGUUAUUUUCGAGCAACUGUAGAUUUAGCUGAUGGUAUUUUUCAUUAUCAAUUUAAAAUUCAAACAAAAUCUUGGUUCGAACAAGAACCAGAACCUGCAUUACCAAAUUAUGAUGAUGAUGAAUAUAUAGCAAUGACUCAAGAAGAAAAACAAGAAAAAACUGAAGCAUAUACAAAACUUAUUGAUGAAAUUCGUGAACGAAAUCGUCAACGUGAAAGUGAAGCUACUUUUACAGAAAUUUGGUAUACAUUUGUUGAUCCUUAUGCUACUGAUGUUGAUGAACGUGGUUCAGAUGAUGCACAUAAAGCUGUUGGUAUAUUAACAGUCAAAAAUGGCAAACGAAUUAUCGAUGAAUAUGAAUGGAAAUAUGAUAGUUGUUAUUUACCACCUGAUGAAGAACUUGUUAUUUAUGAAAUACAUGUUGGUGAUUUUUCUGGUGGUGAUAAUGAUCCAAAUGCUCGUGGUCAAUUUAAAAAUGUUAAAGAAAAAAUUGAUUAUUUAAAAGAACUUGGUGUUAAUGCGAUUGAACUUAUGCCAAUUAAAGAAUAUCCUGGAAAUCAUUCUUGUUAUGGAACAACUAGUGAUUUAAAAGAGAUGAUUGAUGAAAUGCAUAAAAAUGGUAUUCGUGUUAUUUUAGAUGGUGUAUAUAAUCAUUGUGAUUGUUCAUCACCAUUAACACAAAUAGAUCAUGAUUAUUGGUAUCAUCACAAUCCAAAAGAUGUUGCUAUGUCAUGGGGACCUGAAUGGAAUUAUAAUUUUUAUGAUCCAAAAUAUAAUAUAUGGCCAGCUCGUAAAUUUGUUGGUGAUUCAAUUCGUUAUAUGGUUGAAGAAUUUCAUAUUGAUGGUAUUCGUUUUGAUGCUGCACGUCAAAUUCAAAAUUUUGAUUUUUUACAUUGGGUUGUUAAAGAAGCAAAAAAAGCAGCUGGACCUAAACCAUUCUAUUGUGUUGCAGAAUUUUUACCUGAUGAACCUUGUAUAACAAAUAUUGAUGGUCCUAUGGAUGGAUGUUGGCAUGAUAGUUUCUAUUGGGCAAUACGUGAUUUAUUACUUUAUGAUAAUAUUGAUAUUGGUCGAUUAAAAUCUGUUAUUGAUUGUCGACAACAAGGAUUUUUAGGUGUUACAAAUGUAGUAAAUUAUAUUGGAAAUCAUGAUCAUGAUCGAAUGCUAGUUGAAUUAGGCAAAGAGCGAAGUAUAUUUGGUGAAGAAGCAUUUAAACGUAUUCGUCUUGGUGUUGUUAUUCAAAUGACAAGUACUGGUAUUCCCAUGAUAUGGAUGGGAGAAGAAAUUGGAGAAUAUAAAGAAAAAACACCUGAUGUUGCUAAAAUUGAUUGGUCAUUAAUUGCUGAUCGUGAAGAUAAUUCAAAUAGUAUUAAUAAAACUCUUCUUGCAUUUUUUCGUGGUUUAGUACUUUUACGUAAAGAAAAUAAAGCAUUUUUUCAAACAAAUCUUGAUUUUAUACAUGAAGAUCAUAAUGCAAAAGUAUUAGUUUAUCAACGAUGGUCUGAUACAGGUGAACGUGUUGUUGUUAUUGUAAAUUUUUCUGGUAUUUUUCUUGCUCAUUAUCGUGUACCAAAUAUGCCUAUUGAUGGUUGGUGGCAUGAAUGGACAUUUAAUUAUGAUGUUAAAGUUAGUUAUAAUGAGGUACAUCUUGAUUUAGCUGAACGUGAAGCAAAAAUUCUCGUUUGGCUUGGUGAAAAUUGGGAACCAUCAGCGUCUGAACCUCAACCAGAUCCAUCAACAGAAUCAACUUCAAAUAAUGAUACAAAUACUACAGAAGAAAAACCUGAAGAAAAAUCUGAAGAAAAACCCGAAGAAAAACAACAAUAG